UUCGGUUAUUUAAGUAUAACACUCACUUUAUGCUAAUCCCAAAGGCAUAGGGGCGUGUCUACUGUAUUAUUAUUAUUAUUUUUUAAUUAUUUUAUAUUAACAUAUAUGAUUACUUCUUAAUAAUAAUUUUUUUUAACUUUAAUGUAUUCGUUUUUAUUAUUGUCAUUAAUUACGACUUGCUGACUUCGAAAUCUUUCUCCUCUUUUUGUCACAGCGGCCGAUCGAGCCACACGCGACCAAAGGUGCCCCAACACCGAGCUUCUUAUUAGCACUCCGUGCCGAAUCGAACCACAACAUAUCAUGUCACAGCCACGUAUAAAUAAAAUCACGUUUUUGCGUACCCAUAAAGUAAAUCCUAAAAUACGCGAACGUAAAGCGACCACGACACACUAGCAAAUGUCUCGAAGAUGGCCUCUCCGACCGUAUCUUCGAACGCGCUCGCCACCAAGCUUUGCCAAUUGCCAGCGUAUACCUAACGCUGCGCAAACUGCACACAGCAGCAUUGAGCUCCGACCGACGAAAGGCGAACUAUGUACCUACGCCUAGUCACUAGAUCUCUACAAUGAUUUUAUGUAAAUAAAUUUCGUUGCAAUAUAUAGCCUUACGACGCAAAUUCUAUAUAUUAUAUUUUUGUAACAAUAUAUCGCUUUACGGCGCAGUCACGCCCUAAAAAGACUUUAAUUUUUUAUAUUUUUCUGAAUACUUCACCUCUACCUUUUGCAACGUAGUCAAAAACGAUAUGUUGGCGCCAAGAGUCGGUCGGCUACCUGUGAGAGUUCCCUUUGCCUAUCUCACACACCCCCACUUGCGCGCCACAGUCCGUUAUUCCACUAAGAGUAUUAUGCUGAUCCAAAAACUGACCCCACCUGCAGGGCGCUACUUGAAAUUACGGACGAUAGUUGGUCUUUACCGCACAGGCAGCGCUUGUGAGCUACGGCAAUACAUUUCGGUUACCUACCUAUCUGCAAUUAUUUACUCUUCAUUUAAGCAACAGUCCUUCGAGUCGACAACACCGUGAAAUCCACGCAUAUAUCCAACCAUCUGUAGUUUUAGUGCUGUACCGCUGUGGCUUGUGACCCUUAGAUUAUAAAGAAGUGGAUCCAUAAUAACAAUAUAACGAGCAAAUUUACACAAUCGUUAAUUUAUAUUAGUAGAGUGUAUGUAUUACAUCUUUGCUUGUGUUCUUACACUAUGAAUGCCAUGCAAAUGAUACCCAUGGAAGCGAUUGUGAAGAGUGCAUCAAAAGUGGCAUUCUUGCCUAUUUUGUUUGCGACUAUUAAUUAUUUCUAUAACGACAAAAAGUAUGCUGGUUCAGGGAUCAUAGAUAUGCCUGGAUCUUUACUUCUGCGCCAAUACGAUUUCAUUAUAGUCGGAGCUGGAUCGGCAGGUGCGGUGCUAGCGAAUAGAUUGACAGAAAAUACAAACUGGAAUGUACUACUAAUUGAAGCUGGUGGAGAUGAAACGGUACUAUCAGACGUACCUUUGUUGGCUACCAACUUACAACUCUCUGAGUUAGAUUGGCAAUAUAAAGCCGAAACUCAGUAUACAGCAUGUUUGGCUAUGGAAAAUCAGCGCUGCAAUUGGCCACGGGGCAAAGUCAUAGGUGGGUCUAGUGUGUUGAACUAUAUGUUGUAUGCACGUGGAAACCAAAUGGAUUAUAAUAAUUGGGCCAUAGAAGGUAAUCCAGGUUGGGAGUACCAUGAUGUGCUCCAAUAUUUUAAAAAAUCAGAAGACAACCAAAAUCCGUCUCUAACCCAGUCUCCAUAUCAUUCGAUUGGCGGCUAUCUGACGGUGUCUGAAGCGCCGUAUAAAACACCGUUGGCCAACGCGUUCAUCGCGGCUGGCCGUGAAAUGGACUAUAAUAUCCGCGAUAUAAAUGGUGAACAUCAACUUGGUUUUAUGAUACCUCAAGGUACCAUCAGAAGAGGCACCAGAUGCAGUACGGCAAAAGCUUUUUUAGCACCAGCCAGACUGCGAAAGAACCUACACGUAUCCAUAAACACUCAUGUCACACGUUUGAUAAUCGAUCCUCAUACAAAAAUCACGACAGGCGUCAAAAUGAUGAAGAAUAACAAACUGUAUACCGUUAAAGCCCAAAAAGAGGUGCUGCUGUCUGCAGGUUCCAUUAAUUCUGCACAGCUACUUAUGCUUUCGGGAAUAGGUCCUAUAAAUCAUCUAGCAAAAAUGGGUAUACCAAUUAUAGCCGAUUUAGAUGUGGGACAAAAUCUUCAAGACCAUAUUGGAUUCGGUGGUCUCACAUUUUUGAUAAACGAAAAGGUGUCUCUAACGCAACAGAAAGCAGAAAAAACUCUGUCAAUUCUAGACUAUGCAUCGAUGGGCGAAGGGCCAUUGACGAUCAUGGGUGGUGUCGAGGGAUUGGCGUUUAUUAAUACCAAAUACGCUAAUCUAUCGUUCGAUCAACCAGAUAUAGGGUUACAGUUCAUGUCUGGUUCCACCAAUUCUGAUAGUGGUGUACCAUUAUGGAAAGCUCAUGGGCUGAAAGAAGAGAUUUAUAAUUCCAUUUAUAAGCCAAUUCACAAUGAAGAAGUUUGGUCUGCUAUACCAAUGUUGUUAAGACCCAGGAGCCGAGGUGAAAUACAGUUGCGGAGCACCGAUCCAUUCGAGCAUCCAAGGAUCUUGCCCAACUACUUGACGAACCAUAAAGAUAUAGUGACGUUGGUGGAGGGAAUCAAGUUUGUAUUAGCAAUGGCCAAAACCACGCCGUUCAGUCAGUACGGGAGCCGUCUGCACAACAUAACAUUCCCCGAUUGUGCUAAAUUGUUGCUACUCACUAACGCCUACUGGGAAUGUAUGGUCCGGCAAUACACCGUGUCCAUGAACAAUCCAGUGGGUACUGCCAAGAUGGGCCCCAAGUGGGACAAAACCGCUGUGGUAGACCCACAGCUCCAGGUGCACGGCGUCAACGGACUCCGGGUGGUGGACGCAUCGAUCAUGCCCACGAUAGUCAGUGCAAACACCAACGCGGCGGUUAUAAUGAUUGCCGAGAAAGCCGCGGACAUGAUCAAGUAUAAAUGGCUCUAAAUGAAACCGUGACACAGCUAUAAUGAUCACAACACUCGCAAAUAUCUAUUGUAUUUUUUUUAUUUUUUUAUUUUAUUUUUGAUAAUAAUUUUUAAGAAUGUACUUUUAGUUUUCUCUUUUUUUGCCAACAUGAACUAUUUAGUUUAGUCUAUAGUAAAGUAGUAACUAUACAUAAACUGUUUAUGUCCGACUAAUACUUAACAUAUUUAAGCAAAAUCUUUACUUUUUUUUUUGUCAUAGAAUAAAAUCACUAGUUACAAAAUUUAUAUUCUCAUAAUAUAUUUAAUUUUUAAGAUAUUGUUACAUAAACAGACAGCACUAUCGUGAGUAAAUUACACUAGGUAUAUUAAAUAAUAAUAAAAAGUGCUCUUAUGAG
Messenger RNA from Aphis gossypii (cotton aphid), 3418 nucleotides. RefSeq names its product glucose dehydrogenase [FAD, quinone]-like. Gene Ontology annotation, molecular function: oxidoreductase activity, acting on CH-OH group of donors; flavin adenine dinucleotide binding. The record is from RefSeq and is a predicted model, not a curated record. The coding region runs from base 1192 to 3042 and encodes 616 amino acids. NCBI's taxonomy places the organism in Eukaryota, Metazoa, Arthropoda, Insecta, Hemiptera, Aphididae. The transcript has 6 exons.